Molecule: messenger RNA, 264 nt
Organism: Letharia lupina
Lineage: Eukaryota; Fungi; Ascomycota; Lecanoromycetes; Lecanorales; Parmeliaceae
Exons: 3
Coding region: 1-264 (87 amino acids)
Source: RefSeq, a predicted model, not a curated record
AUGGGCGGAGCAGAGACAAUGGCCGGCAUCGAUGUACCUGCCGAGCGAUCACACGGAUCCUACGCAACACACAACACUCCGCUCUACACUUUUGGGGACAAGACGGCUGGGGAUGGCCAGCUCCACCGCUGCCGAGAUUGGAAUGAGCUUCGCGAUUUUGCGACCGAGAAUACUGCCUGCUAUCGGGAUUCUGUGGGGGAUAUUCCUCUUGGAGAACAUUUCGGAUAUUGCGAUGAGGGGGUUGAUGGUCUGACCGCAGCUUGA